ACUCGGCUGAGUGCGAAGAGACGACGGAGCUGUCAAACAGCAACAAUCGCCUGAAAUAUCAUCUCGGGCGGUAUUACAAACAUCGUACUUUGCUCUAUUGUGAAAACAAGGACGACAGAAGCAGACUUCGAGUUCACUUUGAACACUCAGCCUUUGGGAAUUUGGACUUUUAAACCGUCCGCGACGAAAAACUUCCUGUUUUAUGUGUGUUGGUGGAUCUCAAGCUAAUGUUUGUUAGCUCUUCGCUUAGCUCGAGUUUUAUUGACAAACUAGCCAGUCAGCUAGUCACAGAGGAGCUGCGUUACCAACUUUGCUGUCUUGUAGUUUUCGAUAAAUGCUACCCGGGAAAGGCAUGGAGCCCAGCUUGAAGUGUCCCUACAAAUAUCUCCAUGAAUUAACAACAGGUCUCCAAGGGCUAACUAUACAUCUGUCAGACAUGUGAAAACCCUGGUGGACUCCCCAGUCACAAGCAGUCAGGAACUGGACUAUUAGGAAACAUCUUGGAUCCAGCCAGGGUGUGUCACCAGGGGUGCCCUAAACCAGAUUUUACACUGAAGUCUAUGUGUGUGAAAUAUUUUCUCCCAGGACACAAACUGACUACAUCCUGGGCUGCCGCGGAACCCCUUGGCACCAUUAAAACAAUCUAGUCCUCUUGUCAUGUGGGUACAUUACAGAAAAAGGCCCAUAUUACCCUCACUGGUGUCAUCUUUAACAUCACCAUGGAUCGGAAUAAACGCAACUCAAUCGCUGGGUUUCCUACACGACCGGAGCGUAACAAUGAAGACAAAGAUGGUAUCGGAGGGGUAGGGGUCUGCGAGAUGGGAAUGGGCCCGCCUUCACAGGUGGGCAGGGUGUGGCCAUCGUCCUACAGAGCCCUCAUAAGUGCCUUCUCCUGUCUUACACGCCUUGAUGACUUCACCUGUGAGUGGAUUGGCUCUGGAUUCUUCUCUGAUGUCUUCAAGGUACGUCAUCGAGCUUCAGACCAAGUUAUGGCACUAAAGAUGAACAAGCGCAGCAGCAACAGAGCUAACAUGUUGAGAGAGGUUCAACUAAUGAACCGGCUUUCCCACGCACACAUUCUCAGGUUCAAGGGAGUGUGUGUCCACGAGGGCCAGCUCCAUGCUCUGACAGAGUACAUCAAUGGUGGAAACCUGGAGCAGCUUCUAGACAGCAACAAACACCUGAGUUGGCCCACAAGGGUGAAACUGGCCUGUGAGAUCGCUAGCGGUCUGGCUUACUUGCACUCCAAAGGCAUAUUCCACCGGGACCUCACCUCCAAGAACUGUCUGAUCAAAUGUGAUGACUAUGGCUACACAGCAGUGGUGGGAGACUUUGGCCUGGCGGAAAAGAUCCCCACCAAUCUUGCUGAGGUAGAGAAACUAUCCGUGGUUGGUUCUCCUUUCUGGAUGGCUCCAGAGGUGCUGAGAGAUGAGCCCUACAACGAGAAGGCCGACGUAUUCUCCUACGGUAUAGUCCUGUGUGAGAUCAUUGCGAGGGUGCAGGCUGACCCUGACUUCCUUCCCCGCACAGAGAACUUUGGCCUGGACUAUCACACGUUCCAGCACAUGGUUGGAGACUGUCCGCCUGACUUCCUCCAGCUGGCUUUCAACUGCUGCAACAUGGACCCUAAACUCCGUCCGUCCUUCCCAGACAUCGUCAGGCACCUUGAGGAGAUUCUGGCACGCCUUAAAGUUGAAGAGAUGGAGCAUGAGUGUGUCCCUCUUUCUGGGGACAACGACAAGAAGACCAUAACAAAGAGUGAGAAGAUCCAGGGCUUUAAACGGCUUAACCCUCUUGGUUUCCCAGAUGAUAAAAUCCCCCCUAAAUCCCCCCGCCCUCGACGAAACAUCUGGCUCAGCCGCAGCCAAUCAGACAUCUUCUCCUGCAAACCAGGGAGAAAAGUCAACGUUCAAGACCCUUACUAUAACCCCCCCAUCGCUCAGCGAGCUUCAAAAGCCCGCAAGAUCAACCCCUUUACUGCUCGAGAGGACCUAUGUGGGGGCAAGAUCAAGUUUUACGACGUGCCCAGCAAGUCUGUCUUCUCGCUGGUGUUUGACCUGCACUCACCUCCAGGAAGUGCGUUCAGUAACCAGCCGUCUGCUCAUGGACCUGGAGGACCCCAACAGGAGACAUCUUACUACUGGCAGCAGCUGCCAGGAAGACAGUGUCACUCCUUACCGGUGUCUCCCCAGCUGCCCCGCUCCGAGGUCUUUCAACUUGUUGCUGCUAUUAGCUCCAAUAACAACAGUUCUGUUACCUGUAACUCCAGCCAGCUCUCCACAGCGCUGCCAGCAACUAACUCCAGGUCUGACGCAGGCCUGAUGGGGAAUGACGUCCGGCAGAAGGCAGUGCUGAGCGGCUGGGCAAAGAAAUAUGUCGUGGUUGAGAUCCCACCUUACUGCAGGCAGAUAGGAAGGGAUGAGGACGAAGAGGCAGAGGAGAGAAAGGAUGUAAAAGAGGAGGAUGAGCUUGGGGAGAGCUGGUCUCCGAUGGUCCCCAGCAGCGAGAAAGACAGUGGAGAGGCGAUGGACUGCUCCAGCAGCUUGGAGGAAGAGGAACAAGAGAGAGGGACAGACACCUGCCCCAUGUAACACACAUGUAAAUCCACAUGGACACACACACACACACACACACACACACACACACACACACACACACACACACACACACACACACACACACACACACAAAGG
Messenger RNA from Epinephelus moara (kelp grouper), 2693 nucleotides. RefSeq names its product testis associated actin remodelling kinase 2 (gene tesk2). The record is from RefSeq and is a predicted model, not a curated record. Gene Ontology annotation, molecular function: ATP binding; protein serine/threonine kinase activity. The transcript has 13 exons. Gene Ontology annotation, cellular component: nucleus; cytoplasm. Lineage: Eukaryota; Metazoa; Chordata; Actinopteri; Perciformes; Serranidae. The coding region runs from base 720 to 2591 and encodes 623 amino acids. Gene Ontology annotation, biological process: actin cytoskeleton organization; protein phosphorylation.